AUGUAUUUGGCUAUUAUUCGUCUUUUCAUCAUCCUAGGUAUUGCUCUGGCAAUAUGUGAGGCUAGCUAUGUUCUAUGUCUUCAAAGAGUUCCUAUUCAUUCAUGUGCAUCAAGGGGUUGUCCUGUAGUUGGCAAUGCUAUCACCAGCAAGCGCUAUCCAUGUGAUUGCUUUAAAAUCGAGAAAGUUUUGGGUAAAAACCAAAAAUGGUAUAAGAUCGAAUUACCUGAUGGAAAACAUGGCUAUGUAACCAAUGACCACUGCUCGGGCAGUGUUCCGCAAUGUUAA
Messenger RNA from Adineta steineri, 285 nucleotides. Lineage: Eukaryota; Metazoa; Rotifera; Eurotatoria; Adinetida; Adinetidae. The record is from the annotation of a GenBank genome assembly.